Molecule: messenger RNA, 1140 nt
Organism: Dicentrarchus labrax (European seabass)
Lineage: Eukaryota; Metazoa; Chordata; Actinopteri; Moronidae
Product: hydroxycarboxylic acid receptor 3-like
Exons: 1
Coding region: 19-993 (324 amino acids)
Biological process (GO): G protein-coupled receptor signaling pathway
Cellular component (GO): membrane
Molecular function (GO): G protein-coupled receptor activity
Source: RefSeq, a predicted model, not a curated record
GACAGAACGUAACUCAACAUGCAAUGUCAUUUUAAUGGGACUCUGCUGAUCAGGGUGCUCCCUCCACUGCUGUUCACAGAGUUUUUUUUGGGAAUCCUUGGAAAUGGUUUUGCUCUCUGGAUCUUCUGCUUCCACCUGAGGCCCUGGAAGAGCAGCACGGUGUUACUCUUCAACCUGGCAAUGGCUGAUUUUGUCCUCAGUGUGGCUUUGCCUUUCCGUGCUAGCUACUACAGCUCUAAGAUUGAAUGGAUGUCUGGAGGCACUCUCUGCAACAUCUGCCUCUUCAUGUUUGCGUUGAACCGCAGUGGAAGUACCUGCUUCUUGAUGGCUAUAGCUGUGGACAGGUACAUGCGUGUGGUGCAUCCCCAUCAUCCCAUCAACUCUUUGAGUGUCUCCAAAGCCAUGUGUGGGGCUCUUGUACUGUGGCUGCUCACCAUCUCAAUGACAGCUCAUGUCUUCACUUUGCAACAUAUCAACACAACCUCAUGCGAGAGCUUCAUGAUUGAGACUGAACCCCAACAUAAUCAGAUCUGGCAUAAGUUUGAGUUUACCUUUGCCUUCAUUAUACCUCUGCUUGUGAUUCUCUACUGCACAAUCAGCAUUAUUCGCCACCUGAGAGGGAGACAGUUGGCCCAACAUGCAAAGAUUAAGAAGGCUCUGUGCCACAUCAUUGUAGUGGCAGUGCUCUUCUUCAUUUGCUUCCUCCCGAGCAACAUCAUGCACCUGGUGAUCUGGAUCAAGACCAAUCAACUAGCCAAAACCCUCCCCACAUCCCAAGUGUGCCCUGCCCUGGAGAACUUGACCACCGCAUUUUACAUCACCCUUAGCCUGACCUAUCUCAACAGCGCAUUGGAUCCUGUGGUCUACUACUUCUCCAGCUCUACAAUCAAGAACAUCUGCAGGAAAGUUCUUCAUCUGCCCCAAACAAAGACUGAUGAAAGUACGGAGAAGAAACCUCAGGAAACAGGCUCCCAGUCGCUCAGCCAGCUGUGAUCACAAAGCCACAGUCAAGGAAAUCACUGAGAUGGACUAACUAAUGAACUAACAUGCCAAAGCUGUGUUUGUGUUAAGUAAGUGCUACAGCAAGAUAUUACUUUUCUUAUACAGAAAUGCUACUACAUAUAUAAAAUAUUGCCUUAA